CACCACUUAUUGAGUUUGUAGGAGAAGACGCAGAUGAUAUGGGGGACCGCAGCGAGAGUUUUUCAGACUCUUGAUGAUAGAGGUACAGACCUCCCUGGGCAUUUUUGAGGGAAAGGCCGGCCAGCUCUUUCUUAGUUACGACCAAGCAGCACUAGACCAGCGUAAAUAUUUCAGAGGUGGCAACCUCAUCGCUUGGUCGAUUGCCCACGGAGGUCCGUGUAUCAGAGCCCUGGACCCCAGCCUCUUCCAGCUGAUGUGCGGACAGGAGCCUCCGCUGGAGCAGUUUGACUGGCGUGUGCUCCCUGACCCAGAUGUGCAAAGCAAAGUCAACAGGAUCCUACAGUGCAAGACUGCAGGGGACCUGACUCAGCUCCAGCAAGACCUGGGGGACUGGAUUGCAGAGUGCGGCGUCCCAAGCGUAUUUAGUGCCACAGUUGAAGACAUACCAAAAGUCUACGCAUAUGUAGUGAAGCACUACAUCUUUCUCAGAACGGCCAAGAUGAUCCUCCAGUUCACAGACGGAAUGAAUGCAUUCGGGAAGCUGUGGGACCUGGUGAGGAAGAACUGGAUUGCCUUCCUGCCUUUGUUCACCAACAUGCAGGAGCCCAUGUCAAAGGCAGCCUUCAAGGCCCUCUUCAGUUACAACUACAGCAGGAGAGGCAGCAACCAUCGCGAGGCAGAGGAGGACACCAUCUACUGCUGGGAGAUGGUGCUUAACAUGAUUGAAGACAAAGUGACUGACCUCAAAUUCGAAGACCUUCUGAUUUUCACCACUGGAGCAGACGAGGUUCCUCCCCUGGGCUUUCCCAGGAAGCCCUCCGUCGACUUCUAUGAACAGGAGGCAGGCCUGCGCCGUUUGCCCUACGCAUCUACCUGCACGAUGUGCCUGUACCUGCCGAGAGGCGUCAGUCAAGAGGAGGAACUGCACGAGAUGCUUUACUGGCCACAAGAGGCUCUUUGGGAUUUGGAAAGGUGUAGAAGCUUUGAUAAGCAGACGCUCCCAGGCAGUUAG
This is a messenger RNA of Micropterus salmoides (largemouth bass), 1012 nucleotides long. RefSeq names its product G2/M phase-specific E3 ubiquitin-protein ligase-like. The coding region runs from base 74 to 1012 and encodes 312 amino acids. Gene Ontology annotation, molecular function: ubiquitin-protein transferase activity. The record is from RefSeq and is a predicted model, not a curated record. NCBI's taxonomy places the organism in Eukaryota, Metazoa, Chordata, Actinopteri, Centrarchiformes, Centrarchidae. The transcript is spliced from 5 exons.